Molecule: messenger RNA, 5551 nt
Organism: Lates calcarifer (barramundi perch)
Lineage: Eukaryota; Metazoa; Chordata; Actinopteri; Centropomidae
Gene: spata48
Product: spermatogenesis associated 48
Exons: 8
Coding region: 552-1823 (423 amino acids)
Source: RefSeq, a predicted model, not a curated record
AGAGGUUUUUUUUUUAAUUUUCAUUAUAAAAAAAAUCAGCUAUUCCUAACCCAUCACUAGAAGUAAUGUAGCAUUCUCUUGGGAGGGUCAGGUCACAAAACCCUGAGGCGAGGCCAAGUCUUCUCAUUAUUAUUUGCCACCAAAACACAUCUGUGUGGAGUAAUAUUCCAGGGACGUUAGCCGCCCCUGACUACUGACAAAACAUUUUUAUUUGGUCGCUGUGAUAAAUUAGUAGUUGUAGGUUGCCAAAAUACAACAGCUCAAAGGAAACAUUAUUGGCCGUGAACGCUCCCCUGAGGUGAAUCAUUGGCGUGUGGCGUCCAAAAUAGAUACUAGGGGAUGUUUAUUAGAUCUUUGCCCUCCCAUUAUUGUUGCAAACACAGAAUAAAUGUCCCCACAUAAAUGUUGUGUCAAGGUAGCUGCACACCUCCACAGCGAGCAGGUCAUGUGGCCUCUCUGCAUGUCAGUAAUUUGAUAUGAGCUGCAAACAACGACUGUCUCUGGGUAACCGGCACUCACUGCUUCAUUAUGCCUGACAGCAGAUCUACAGUAUGACCUGCUCUGUCAACCAGACACACAUACAAACACACUCUGGAGUUCCUCCACAGGCAGUAAUGACUGCAGUUGUGGAUUCCUUCAAGCCUUUCUCUGCAGAGCUACACGUCAUAAAACGGCUGAACACCAGUUUGUACCAGACCGGUGGUAGAAAUGGACUCGAACCCGGACGAUCGACUUCUCCUUUCUCUAGAUUUCACCCCCCUGCCGAGCACGUCGCCCUCGCCCCGUUACGAAACGACGUUCCCCUGCUGGACCCCUGCUGUGGUCAGCUGAGCGCCGGAGCAGAGGUAGACCUGGGGGUCAAAGGUCGACAGAAAUUCAUAGGUUUCCGUCAUGUGCCCUCUGCUCUGUGGGUUCCGCCAGGUUUUAGAGAGAGGCCACAAACAGCCCCAAAUCCCUCUGGAGUCAGUGUGGACCUGAGCGAGGACAAGGCCUGGAACUCCAGGAGGAUCCCUGACGCAGUCUUGAGAGCAAGACUCAACGGUUCAACCAGUGCUGAUAAAGUUCAACCAAACUCACCGAGGACGUUUGUUAAAGCAGCGAAGCACAGCAGUCUCCCUGAUAAACACACUGGACCUCAGACACUCAAGGCGCUUGGCUCAGAGAUGUUUAAUGGACAGAGCUCCCUGUUCAUUUUGUGCAGGAGUUAUGAGGAAGUAGGCUGGGAUAUAAAGCUACCACGGCGCUUGAAGGCACCAGAGACGACCCUGGAGAAAAUGGCAGACCCGGUGUGUGAGCGCCCCUCAUCCAGGCGCUACCACAGCCAACCCCAACUGUGGCAGUCUAUUGGAUCUGAGUGGAAGAGGCAGCAGCUUCGAUCGAGGAAUGAUGCCAAGAAACCAAUAUCUUUCUGCAGUGGAUGUCCAAGGUCGGGUCAAAUCCCUCUGUACACAGGGACGAUCGGCUCUGAGAACAUGGACGACAUCGACAACAUGGAUGAAGCCUUCCGCCCUCUGACCCUGAAGAGGAGCGUUGUGCCCCCGUACACGCCAACAUCACGUCGAACCACCAUCCCUGGUUACACAGGCAAAGCUGCCUACGCAAACCCUGGUGCUGAUGCUGCAGUCUCUGUCCCGGCUAUCUCCACUCCUGCACGCUCCUCUGGGAUAAUCGAAGAGGCAGGGUGUCGGUCUGUUUUCGGGUAUGCGGCGCCCCUGUCCAGGAUGGUGACCACCGUGACCCCCUGUAACCCGUCCCUGAGACCUGCACUUCCUGCCUCGCACGCCAAAAAAACAACAACACACACACACACGAAGAGACAUUAGACAAAAGCAGAUGAGAAAGUUUUGAAGGUGUCAGCUUCCUCUGUAUGCCAUCCAAUCUGUUUAUAUGAAUACGUCUAUAAUGAUGUGAUGUCAGUGACUGAUUCGGAGUGAGUUGGAGAAUAAUGAGAUGCCCCCAUUAUCAUAAUUUCCCUGAUUUAGAUGAGUGGUUUUCUAACUCUGGGUAGUGAGCGCCUGCAUUGUCCUCUUAAACAUUCACUCUCUCACUCACUCACUCACUUUGUGUGUGCGUUUGUGUAUUUCAGCCCACACACUGUGUUUCUAUCAUGAAAGGCAAAGAGAGGGGGACAAAACAGAGGAAACACUGAAGGGAAAUGAGGAAUUUCUAAACUUAAUGUUACAUAUUUAACAGUAUAAACUAUAGUGGGUAUAUUAGCUCCAUUAUAAGCAAUGUUCUGGUGUUAACUCGGGCCAAUUUGCUCAGGAAACAUAUUAAAUACAGACUGUACUCUACACUGACUGCACACAUCACACAGAGGUGUUAGAUUUCUGUAGCUGUGACUCCAAUGCAAAUCAACAUUAUUAAGUGUCUGCCAGCUUAUAGCUUUAUGUCUGUGGUUUGUGCAGCUUCACGCUUAGACAGGAAAUAGGGAUGAGCUGGUUUUCCUGUUUCUCUUCAUUUAUAUUUUUGUUUAGAUUUACAUUUCGCAAGGAUUUGUACUUCAACACACUGCUGAUUUUUUUUUGCGAGGAGUUAAGAUUAUUUCACAUUUAUCUCCGUUAAAGGGACAGUUUGAUGAUUUUAGUGUUGGGACUCAUAAGAGAAAGAGUGGUCAUGCUUAACAAAGCAGAGGCUAAAACACCCUGAGUUUUAGUUUUUAAUAUCCAGAAAUGUUGGUCCUACAUUUCCCAUUAUGCAACUCUUACCAGAGAUCAUCAGGGGAUUUUAGAAAGCUCAACUCAGAGCUGCACAAGACACGAUACACCUGCUUUCACAGGCUGUAUUUUUCAUUAAGAAGUACUCCACAGCAAAAGUAAUCAGUUACAUUACUCCCUCAGAGCUCCAGCUCCAUCAAAACUCAAAAUCCUCCAAACCUCUACUUCAAAUAUUCUCUAGAAAGUAGAAAAUGAGACAUUAUUUAAGUGUGUGUAUUUAUUGACUGACAACAGCGAGAUUAGCCCAAGCAACUGCACACAUGUCGGCUAUGAACACACAACAUUUAAAUACGACAACUUUGGAGUUACUAGGAGUUGUAUUUCUCCUCUGUUGGUGGACGCUAACCACAGAAACUAAACUGUUAUCAGCUCUCCAUCAGACUCCUGGUAUGACUCGACUCCUAAAUUGUCAGAGUAAUGGAGUAUUGUACAGUACUCUAUUGAGACGAUCUGGGUUUUUAAAAUGCAAAGAAAAGACUUUUCUGUUAAUUGCAAAACUGUUGUGUAAAGCAAGAUCACAUCAUGCACAUCAAUCAUUAAUCAUUGCUAUGCUAGCUGCUCAAUGUAUACACAUGCUGUUUUUUCUUUUUAAUGCUUUAAACAAUGAAUAAAGACCCACUCUGCUCUACAGGAACAGUGUUGAUUUCAUGGGUGAUCUGUAGCUUUAGCUUCUAUCUUUAUCUUUCUAUCAUGUUUUCGCUGCUUUUUCCCACGUUUGAAUAAAAGUUUUGAAUAAAUCUGACAACGCUAAGCUUACUGCCCUUUGACUGUUCUACUUCUUCCUAGUCUUUAUGUUAAGCUAAGGUAAACAUCUCCUGACUAUUUGCAUCUCUUCCCAAUCUUUAUGCCACGCAAAGCUAAGCUAACCAUCUCCUGACUGUUUCCCCCUCUUCCCAGUCUUCAUGCUAAGCUAAGCUAAGCAUCUCUGGAUUGUUUCCCCUCUUCCCAGUCUUAAUGCCCAGUUAAGCUAAGCUAACAUCUCCUGACUAUUCCCCCCUCUUCCAAGUCUUUAUGCUAAGCUGAGCUAACCAUUUCCUAGCUCUAGCUUCAUAUGUAGUUCACAGACAUGACAGUGGUAUCAAUCUUCUCGUCUAACUCUCGGCAAGAAAACAAGGAAACACGUUCCCCUGAAAUGUUAGCCUUCUUAUAAACAGGUAUUGUACUCAGGCUGUUGUAUUUAAAGCCAAUAAAACUGAGCAACCCUCCUCACAGCAAUCAUAACUCUAUUUGCUAAGAAAAAAACCCGCCCCACCACCACCACCACCACCUCCCUCCUCCUCCUCAGAUUUUCCAGCCUGUGGUCUGAAUCUCAUCACCGACUCCUUUUCAAAACAGGCUCACAAACAUCGUGAUUGAUUCAGCCACUAUCCUCCAGGAUCUCUCAAUGCCUGCCUGGGCUGGAGAUUAAUUUCCUUUUCCUCAUCUUAAUUUUUACUCAUCGCCUCUCUAUAAAAAGGCUAAAUGUCAAGCAUGCCUGACUCCUUCUAGUGACACGUCUAUUCCAGCAGAUAAUUACCAUAAGGAAAUUGAUGCUUUAGUGUGCAGAGGGGAAUUUAAUUUACUCUGACAUCCUCACAGCAUAAUGCAUUCCUAAAGAAAGAGAGUUUUUCAGUUUGCAAUUGACUUUUUAGAUAAAUUGGACUAUUUAAUGUGAUUAUCAGUCUUGAACGUCUUUGACUUAUUAAGGUGUUGAAACCAAUUAAGGGUUACAUGCUGGCUCGUGCUUCCAAAUGUGAAACAGUGAAUACUGCUUAAAGAUCCAUGAAAUAAGAACCAGCCGGAGCCUAUUGUUCAGCGGCCGAGCGGCCGCGUUGCCUGAUGAUGUUUUGAGACUUGCCAGGUAAUGAUAUUAAUUACAGCAACACGGGUUUGCUGCAGGUUAACCUCAGGGAGCAGGGGGUUAUGUUUAGCUUGAUUUGUGGCUGAGGAUUUGCAGCCUGUACACGAUGUUUAUGGUGCGUUCCAGUUGUACUCAGAAGUCAGACUUUCUGAGCUCCUGGAACUGGAACUGGAACGCCCCCUGAAAUCAGGAUUCCAACUUGGAAAGUUGGAGCAACGUAAGAAUUCAUUUGGUGCGUUCCACACUUCAGUUGUUAACAUUAGAUUUUAAUGCAAAUGCUUCAGAACGUUCUUAAAAGGCCUUUUAAUUUAACUGUUUGAGAAAAAAACAAAACGUCAGCAGAGUGUUCACAACUAUUGAUGUGAGGAGCAGCCAUCUUGAAUUCUUGUGUCAGGGAUUGGUGGGGUUGCUCCGAUUUUCCGAGCUGGAAAUCCGACUUUGGGGAUUGUUUUAUUGGAAAAUUCCGACUAGGAACUCGGAAAUUCCGACUUCUGAGUGCAACUGGAACACAACGCUAGUCAGAAGUUUCGACUAGAACCCCCCCUGAAGUUGGACUUCCAGCUCUUGAACAGUUAAAUCUGAACGGCUUUUUAAGAACGUUCUAAAGUGUUUGCAUUAAAAUCAACUCCCGACCUCCGGUGUAAACGGAACGCAGCAUGAAUCUGAAACGCUGCAGAGUUAAGUAACUCCUCUGCAGAAACCUGCGUCCGUAGAUGUUCGGAUGAUUAUCAGGGUCGAUCCUACUUAUCUAAACUUCUCUAAAAAGCUUGCCUGAAUCAUUGUCCUGACAGUGCGUCGGCUCUCAGCGGCUGAAGCUGCUGUGUCACCCAUGGAGGGGGGAGGGUGGAGGGGGGGCGGUAUCUCUAGGUCCUGGAAGACCCCAGUCAUGACUGGACGCCCCUGUUUGUUCGCUGAUAGCACCGAGUCACAUUCAAGUCCCAGCAUUCCCUCUGCGUGGCCUCAACCGGGAGUCACCCCCUCCUCCCUCCAUCCG